Molecule: messenger RNA, 5071 nt
Organism: Manis javanica (Malayan pangolin)
Lineage: Eukaryota; Metazoa; Chordata; Mammalia; Pholidota; Manidae
Source: RefSeq, a predicted model, not a curated record
CCCGCCCCCGCGUCCCGGACGUGCCCGGCAGUGCACGCGCCCCCCGUGCUCUGCGUCCCUGUGCUCGAGCUGCUUGCCGUCGGCACCCUGGGCUGCGCGGUCUUUGGGAGGAUGAGCAAGACCUGUGAAAUGAAGUUUAAAGCGGUGGACAGCCCUUUGGGGAAGAUCGUGAUCUCUGGCUGUGAGCAGGGUCUGCACGGGAUAAGGCUGCUGGGCAGGGAGACCCCCGAUGCUGACCCCUCGGAGGCCCCCACUCCUCCCGAGCUUCUCAACAGCCCUGGAGAAACGACAGAGCCUCUGAUGCAGUGUACAGCCUGGCUGGAUGCCUAUUUCCACGAGCCCAGGGUCCUCAGCGAGCGCCCCGUGCCUGCGAUUCACCAUCCCCUUUUCCAGCAAGACUCAUUCACCAGGCAGGUGUUAUGGAAGCUGCUGAAGGUCGUGAAAUUCGGAGAAACGGUUUCUUACCAGCAAUUAGCAGCCCUGGCAGGCAGCCCCAAGGCAGCGCGGGCAGUGGGAGGAGCAAUGAGGAGCAAUCCUGAGCAGUGGGCGACACAUCACCCCCGCCUUGCAUGUCCUGAGUUCUCGGUGACGAUGGCUGGUGGCCCGUUGGCAUCUCAAGUGGCACCUGUUUUGCUCUGACGCACCGUGCCCGCCACACCACCGCAGCGUGCUGCACGGUGCAGGCGCACUAAGCCACGUGCAGCAUGAUUCUCCAAGUUUCUGGAUGUGAUUUUUUAUGUUUCCUAAUAAAACACCAGCUUUGUCUUCCUCUGGAAGGCCGCCCUGUCCUAGGCUGUGACUCCAUUCUGAGCAGGUCAGCUGGGCACGAGACGAAGACACAGCCCCAUGUGAUGCCGCGUGAGGAGCGCGCUGAUGCUCUCGUGGAUUGCCCCCCGUCCUCCCACAUUCACAUGUUCUCUGAAGACUGUCGUUUUGUCCCUGGUUCAUCCCCACUGCAGGCCAGGCCCCUGUUGCUCAUGCCCUCUGGGUUGGGGAGGGAGUUCCUUUCCCCUCGCAAGCUCGGGCUCCUCUGCAUGCGCACAUGCUGUGCAGCAGCCCCGGUCCUGCGGGGAGAGCCCCGCUAACCACCCUGUGCAGGUGUGCAGCCCCUCACCUGCCUCCGUGACACCCACUCGUCCUCACUCUGCAGUGGGGAUGCCAUCGCUGCCCAGCCACCGUGCUUGUGGCAAUAUUCGGAAACAUUUACUGUUCUGCGACCAGCAUGACUGUCUUCUCCUGCCAUUAAUCUCUAUGAGCACCUCUGUUCAAACAUGGCCUCAGUCACUGAAAUUUAUAAAAUAGGAUCUCGCAGGGCUUAAAGCUCUAAUUCCAUAAAGUCCAUGUAUUGACAUCACUGUCACCUGCCAAAGUCAAGAGCGGCAGUGAGACCCGCUCGGCAAAAGGGCUGUGUGGGUGCGUGCCCCUCUUCCCGUGCUGAGGCAGCCUGGUGGCCGCGAGCCCUCCGUGGCCUUCCAUGGACGUCCCUCUGUAGCUGGGCGCUGCACGUACCUCAGAGGAUCCCCACAAAGUGGGUCGAGAGAACAGGUGAGCCAGGACCCUGGGGGAGAAGGGGUUCCUGGUCGUGGGCUGGACCACAACUGGCUUUGUCAUCCCUCACGGGUGCCCCCGUGCCCGGUGUUGGACACAGGGGUCCUGCCACAGAACCAGUGGGCUCCGGCACUGAUGGCGCACCACUGAGUCUUACUCACUGAAGACAUUUCUCUGUUCAGUCUGGAGAGAACAAUUGGGCGUUUCAGGGAGGAGAGUGAAAAAUGGCCCUGGCAUGUUGCAGAACAGCGCAAAGCUCACUGCGCGUUAAUUCCAUAGGUGGCUUGGUGACUUGCCAUCAAUGUGAACACAUGCUGGUCCGUGUCACCGUGUUUGCAGUUGGUGUGAGCUCUCCUCCCACCCCUGGGGUAAACGAUGGUCUUCACUGGGCUCUUGAUUUUUCCAAAGUUUUCCACGAAGGACUCAUUAGCCCAACUCGGAAGGUCUGGCAGGCUUCUGGAAGGUGCUGGCCCCCACCCAGCAUGGAGGAGGCCCACGUUCUGGGAGAUCGGAUGGGAGGCACCUCGCGGCCCUUCCCCACAAAGCACCCUUGUGCUCAUCCUCAGACAGAAUUUGCUAAACGCAGUUCAGAGGCAAUCAAUAUGUUGCACAGAGAGUCGCCCCACUUCUUUCUGAACAAACGCAUUCCUGAGGAGUUAGUUUAUUCACAGAUUGCCAUGAGCGCUAAUGACCCCCCGAGCCUUGUUCUGCGGGUCACCCAGAUGGCUGUUGAUAAAGAUUUAGCAUCAUGUUCUAAGUGUCAGGGCUGUCAGUGGGGCUGAACCAUCUGACCAGAAGGAAAAAACGCACAGGGAGCUAUUGAUUACAGCUUCUCGGUGUCACUUGUUCACCAGGAUUUAGGUAUUGAUGAGGCCGCAAGUGAAAACAAGCUCUUUCCCAUGUGGGCUGCUACCCACAAGAACAAAGGCGAAGUCGGAAAAAAUAUUCAGCCAGCACCAGAAUCAGAGGGAUUCCAUUAUUGAUUGAAAGGCCCCUUCGUGUUAUUUUUGUUGGAGACAAAUCUAUGGGUUUGGAAGUUUUAUAGCAUUUGAGAAAGGGUCUGUGUAAGUGAUGGGUUCAUGUAUUGGAUGAAUUAGAUUUCACAGCAUGAAGAUUUCAAUGCAGCUGUGAUAUUAUGAGCUGCUUGGUUAUUGAUAAAAAUUACGUUUUAUGCAGCACAGACUUUAAAGGAGAGGGCAUAGAGGGCAUGCAUCCUUUGAAAUGUCCUUAGGGCCCCAAUAAAUUUUAGCAGGUUUCAUUAUUUUAAUAGUCUGAAACCCACCACCAAAAUUAACACUAACAGAAACAGGGUUCCCCAUUUCCAGUGGUAAAAACAGUGCAUAAUUGGUAAGCCACCUGUUCUCCAUCACUGUGUGCACAAGACUAAGACUGGUCAUGGCUGUCAUUAAAAUUGAUAUUCCAUGGCAGCAGCCCUGUUAUCUGAUGGCACACAGAAAAGAAUUUGUAUCACCCACUUUCAUAAUUUCAUAGCUUGUUGGAAGGAGAGAAGAAAAUCAAAGUUCGUUCAUGAAAUCUGCUGUUAGAUAGAAAAAUUGAAGUGGUGCCUAAAUGUAUGUAAAACUAAAUUGAAUUAAAUGGCUGCCUCUUUAUCAGUCAAAAAACUUGACCUGUGCAUUAUCUGAUCGUGUCCUCACAGCGGUUGUUGAUGCGAGUAUUGCCCCGGCGAUGACCUCGAUCAGAGGAAACAUCCCACCCGGGGUGUUCCUGUUACCCCUCCCAGGAAGCUGGGAGCUCCGCGCUGUGUGCGGGGCGCGGCGUGGCGUUACUUCUCAUCCCAGCCAACUGCAGCAGAGGGAGUCCACCCUCUCCCCAUCUCUGUGCUGGUCACUGGGGAACACACGUUACCGUGGCAACCCCAACUGCCAGUCAAAACCAGGACUGCUUGGUGAUGUGGGGGACCGUCAGCUUCCUGCCCCUCAAGCCAGCUUACCUGCUGGGGCUGGCCAGCACCCCAGGCCCCCAGCAGUUCUCGGGGUGGGAAGGAGCGUGGACACUGGGCUCUGCUUCUGCUGGCUUGGAAUCUCUUUGUUGCCUCUAAAUAGCUGUGUGAACUUGGGCAAGAGACUUACUGGGGCCUAAGUUCGGCGUGCCCGGCCUGGAGCUUGGAGGGCAUGAUGCCAUGGUGUCCCUGUUGGGCGCAGAGCACACUCUCCCCAAUGGCACUGAGCACCGAGGCUGGACAGGUGCAGCCUGGGGCUCACAAAGGGACACUCCGGGCAGCCGAGACAGACGGGUGGCCAGGGGCGCCUAGAAGCAGAGGGGAGGUCCGGGCGCGGGCUCAGCCGCUCUCUGGGAUCUCACCCGGCUGGUCCGCAUCCAGCCGUCCAUCUGGAGGUCGGGGGGGCUGAGGGGAGGACCCCGCUGUGGAGCUGCGAGCUGAGUGGGGGGAGAUGGGAAGACGCGCUGCAGCCGCACACAUGGUGGCCUGGGAAAGGCCCAGCCUUCAAGGCCUGGGAGCCACAGGACAGCUGGGGCAAGGUGACCAUUUGUGAGGGGCCAGGGGGAUAGCAGGUGCGCGGAUGCCGGGUGGGGAGGGCCGGCAUGCUGAGUGGUCCCCAGGUGCCUCCUGUGUACCCUCCCCAAGUGGGGUCCACUGAGGAUCCUUGGCCCCCUCCCCACCCUGGCCCCUCCUGCCUGCUGCCCCAGCUCCUGUGGCCAUGCCCCCUGGCAGCUGCUCUCCCAGGGUCCGUGGGCAGCCCCCUUGUCAGAGGAGGCUGAGCUCUGCUGGGGCCCCAGGGCACAUGCCCUCCUGCAGAGCCCUACAGAGACAUGUAUCCUCAGCCUCUGAGGGACUGCUUGUUGGGGUCUUCGAGCAAAGUGGCCGUUGACCCCCCCAAGUCCCUGUGGUGGGAAUGAGGCAUGCCACUCAUGUUUGGCAGCCCCAGGCAUGUGGCCAUCCCUGGUGCUCUGGGUGAGCUCUUGGUCGUGUCCCCUGGCUGCCCAAGAGGGGGGGCAGCAGCCUGUGGCGCCUCCUGCCCACUGCGGUACACAGACUGCAAGCCACAUCCCUCUCUCCCUCUUGUAGUCUGAGCAGACCGAGAAAUGGAUAAGGGACGUUAGGAUAUCAGCUUCGUCAGGAUAAAAAGUAGGUGGAGAGGCAGCGUGGCCACGGCAGGUUUCCCAGGAAUUCCCACCAGAGUUAGACCUCCAGCAGGGCUGGGCUGCCCGGGUCUCAGAAGCCAGCAGGACCCCGGGUGGUGCUCCGUUGGGCCCUCGGUCCCAGGGCGUCGGUGUCGGGGGCGAGACCUGCCUGCGGUCUGGGCCCUCGUGCUGCCAGCUGUGGGCAGCCUGCCCUCCUCUGGGACUCGCAGAGCAGGUGAGCUGCAGAGCCAGACUGGAGCACUUGGCACGGCCCUGGGUGCAGAGAGCCAGGUCCCUGUGAGGGCCUUGGACCACCAGUUGGCUUCUCUUGUUGGGAUGGUGUUGGGUUUGUUUUUAUCAGAAAGCAGCCUCACUCUAGCAGAGUAGCUCUGUGAUUAAGGCACCUAACUACUCAGUUUAU